AUGGCGGACGCUCAGAAGAAAAUGCAGGCACUCUCGGAUGAGUUCCAGCAAUUGCAGACUGAGCUCGACGGUCUUGUCGAUGCGCGCCAAAAGCUCGAAUCUCAGCAACAGGAGAACUUGGGUGUACAGAAGGAAUUCGACUCGCUCGAUGACGAGUCCAACAUCUAUAAGCUGAUCGGUCCCGUGCUGUUGAAGCAGGACAAGACUGAGGCGGUGAUGGCUGUCAAUGGACGGUUGGAGUUCAUUGAGAAGGAGAUUAAGCGGAUCGAGGGACAAAUCCAGGAGAACCAGGACAAGGCGGACAAGAAGCGUACCGAGGUAAGCUUGACUUGA
Aspergillus fijiensis CBS 313.89 is the source of this 333-nucleotide messenger RNA. Its product is annotated as tubulin-binding prefolding complex subunit YKE2. Gene Ontology annotation, molecular function: protein-folding chaperone binding. The record is from RefSeq and is a predicted model, not a curated record. Gene Ontology annotation, biological process: chaperone-mediated protein complex assembly; protein folding. The coding region runs from base 1 to 333 and encodes 110 amino acids. The transcript is spliced from 3 exons. Gene Ontology annotation, cellular component: prefoldin complex; cytoplasm. NCBI's taxonomy places the organism in Eukaryota, Fungi, Ascomycota, Eurotiomycetes, Eurotiales, Aspergillaceae.